Siniperca chuatsi (mandarin fish) is the source of this 4383-nucleotide messenger RNA. RefSeq names its product progesterone receptor (gene pgr). The transcript has 8 exons. The coding region runs from base 639 to 2654 and encodes 671 amino acids. The record is from RefSeq and is a predicted model, not a curated record. Gene Ontology annotation, biological process: regulation of DNA-templated transcription. NCBI's taxonomy places the organism in Eukaryota, Metazoa, Chordata, Actinopteri, Centrarchiformes, Sinipercidae. Gene Ontology annotation, molecular function: DNA-binding transcription factor activity; sequence-specific DNA binding; zinc ion binding.
CUUAGUAAAAGCAUUGUAGUAUUUUUGUCUCAUCUUCCAAAGGGACCUAGUUUCCAAUAUUUUUUCAUUUGGCCAAAGCUGUCGCCAUGUUGUACCUCACUCAUGGACAGUAUAGGGUGGAGACUAAUGGCACUUGACAUUGAAGUGAUCCAUCGUCGAUUCUCCUCAUUGGCUGGCUAUUUUGCUGUCUGCUGUAAAUGUAGUGGUACUCCAUACAUUUCUCUAGCGUGGCUCUGCAUUGAUUCUUCCCCUGCAUCCUUUGGAAGACUGGCCAUUUAGUCUGAAUGAGGAAAGCUAUUAGAAAUCUGUGAAAAAGGAAAAUAUCUUCAGCGUUGAAACAUGACACCCACAGCCAGAACAAGCAACUAUACUUGUACUUUACUUAAAUAUGCCAGGUUUAUUUUCUGAAAUAGCUCAUAAUUGCGCACUAGUAAUACCUCAUCAUCAACAAAACAAAAAAUGGUUUUCUUUUCUAAACAGCUGUUAUAUUGUAUGGAAUAGACUCUUAUGUGAAAGAAAGGCGAAGUCACAGCCUUCCUCGACGGGGAGGAGGAUUACAGGAAAGUCUCUGAGUUAUCACACACCGCCCAGCUUCCAGGCGCACUCCAGUCUCUGCUGUGCGCUUCGCGGUUCAGAAAAUGGAAAAUAAAAUAAACGGAAGGAUGAGCACCAUCAGUACUUCGAUCGCUGAUUCCGCCGAUACAACAGUAAGUGACUUGAUUGAAGCUGGGUACAGUAAUACCAAAAUAUCUAACGAACAGUCUCUAACUUGCAUGUCCUCCUCCGUGCGUAAUUUUGGAAUCGCAGGCACACUGAUCCACGUUCCAAAUUCAAGCGGCGACGGCGCAGCUUUCAAAGACUGUAACAUACUCGAUGGUUCACUUACUGCAAAACAUUUUUAUGACCGUGGCAGUGAAUAUCUGAAAUGUGACAGUGUGCCGUGGGACGAAUUUGUGAAUGUUCAGAGGACGAAUGUGGCUUCAUCCGAAAGUUUGCCAGGCGCAAGUUUAAGCCUCUCCUCGACAACCGGUGCGUGUAAAUUCAUCAAAGAUGAAAAGGAACCAUCCGUGAUUAUGGACACCCCUUGUCCCAACUUUGAUCCAUCAUCGGAGAUACCUGCGCUUGACACCUGCUGUGACACCGACAGGAAGCAGCGGCUGGGGCUUAUUGACGGGGAGUCGACAAGCUUCACGCCGGCCGCGGCGGGUCCUCGACCGGGGCUAGAGGGACCUCCGAACUUUCUGAUCGACCUGAACCAGUCAGAGCAUCUACCGGCACUGAGCCAAGUGAGGGCAGACUCCAGGUGUGGUGUGUCCGGGAAGGCUGUCAUCAACUUUGAUGUCAACAGGCAACUGACGAUGUACAAGAACGAGGUUCCCCGUUGGCAGAUUCAGACGUCUCCGGCUGAGCCUCAGUACUGGUGCCAGUCCGCCGGGGUGACCGAGGACCCGUUCACACACAGCGGCUAUGAUGGGAUCCAGAACCAGGCCCUGUCUCAGAGGAACCCAUCACCUUUCUCCGCAUUCCCUGGUAUGCCACCUCAGAGAAUGUGUGUGAUCUGUGGUGAUGAGGCAUCUGGUUGCCACUAUGGAGUCUUAACCUGCGGGAGCUGUAAAGUCUUUUUUAAAAGAGCAGUUGAAGGCCAUCAUAGCUAUCUCUGUGCUGGGCGAAAUGACUGCAUUGUGGACAAAAUCCGGAGGAAAAAUUGCCCUGCAUGUCGCCUCCGAAAGUGCUAUCAAGCGGGAAUGAUGCUCGGAGGCAGGAAGCUGAAGCGUUUUGGGGCCUUGAAAGCUUUGGGUUUGGCCCCGUCCUUGAUGUUCCAGUCCCACUUGGCCAUGUCCAGUGACAAUCCGGCCUUGACCUCCAUGUCUUGCAUACCAGGCAUCCGUGAGGUGCAACUCUCCCAACAGAUCAUCAAUAUCCUGGAAAACAUCGAACCAGAGGUCAUGUACUCUGGUUAUGACAACACCCAGACCGAUGUUGCCCAUCUUCUGCUCAACAGUCUCAACCGGCUGUGUGAGAAACAGCUGCUGUGGAUCGUCAAGUGGUCCAAGUCUCUGCCAGGGUUUCGUAAUCUUCAGAUCACUGAUCAGAUGACCCUCAUUCAGUACUCGUGGAUGAACCUCAUGGUGUUCUCUCUUGGGUGGCGCUCCUUUCAGAAUGUCACCAGUGAAUAUUUGUACUUUGCACCUGAUCUGGUUCUUAGUCAGGAGCAAAUGAGGAGAUCUCCAAUUUAUGACCUCUGCCUGGCGAUACAGUUCAUCCCUCAGGAGUUUGCAAAUCUUCAAGUUACCCGCGAGGAGUUUCUCUGCAUGAAAGCCAUAAUAUUACUCAACACAGUGCCUCUUGAGGGACUCAAAAGUCAGGCAGUAUUUGAAGAGAUGAGACAAAACUACAUCCGGGAGCUGACCAAGGCUAUCCACAUGAGGGAAAAGGGCUUGGUGGCCAGCUCACAGCGAUUCUACCACCUCACCAAACUGAUGGACGCCAUGCAUGAUAUAGUGAAGAAGGUCAACCUGUUCUGCCUGAGCACCUUCAUCCAGGCAGACGCCAUGAAAGUGGAGUUUCCAGAGAUGAUGACAGAGGUCAUUGCCUCCCAGCUUCCCAAGGUCCUGGCAGGCAUGGUGAGGCCCCUCUUAUUCCACACCAAGUGAUGUGCAGAUAUCACAACUCUGCAGAAACAUCUUGUGACUGGAUUAUUGACCCUUCAAUUACUGGAUUCUUUAUAGCCUUCACUAUUGUAGUCAGUUAUCUAUACUUUGCCAAAUUGCCUCUAAUGGUCUUUAGCCCUUUUACUUUAUGAGGUGAAACAGAAUGAACAUGUUCCUUCAAAAUAUGUUUUUUUUUUAUUACUACACAACUGUCUUGAAUAUUAUGAAUUCAGAGGCAUCAAUCAAUGAAGCUUCUCUAUAUAAUUCUGGUGUAUCCACCCUUUCCCAUCCUACAAAUUGUGUACAGAUGGUAUUUACUAGCUGAUAUACACUGAGUUUUGAGAACCACCAGAGAUACUAAUAUUUUUGUACCGAAGCUGCAAACAAGAAAAUAUACAAACAGAAAUUCACAGUGUUUCUCACCAACAUUUUAUUCUUAGUAGAGGAGAAAUGCAGGAGACACUUAAACCUGCCACUUAAACUAAUGAAAUUCUUUUAGGGUUAGCAGCAGAGUGACUCACUGCACCUACUUCAGGGAGGAGACAGUGGAAAGAUAACUAUCUUUAAAAUAUUUGGGCCAAGGCCGCACAUGUGUUAUUUUCAUAAUAGAACAUAUUUCUAAAAAUCUGCAAAAUGGAUCUGCAUCAAAAUACACACAAUGACAGACUUUAAUGGGAUGCAUGUGACAGGUUUAAUGAGUGCAGUAGUAUAAAAAAAUAGAAAAUCUUUUCAAAAAAGCUCAACUUCACAAUGUACAGAAAUCCUUUAAAAUUGCUGGAUCAGCAUACAGAUCUGUAAAACCAAUUAAUCCCUUUCUCCUUGAUACAUGGUCUAACUCUACAUCAAAUUGAACUGAAAUCUGUUACUAUGUUUUUGAGCUGGACAGUUAACAACCAAAGAAAUCUGACAAAAAUAUAACUUCCCUGGCAGAGGUAAUAAAAACGUGCAAUAACAACACAUUAUCAUUUUAGCUAUGGCUAGGAAGGAACCUACAUCAUACUAGAAGACUAUAUUAUUUGUCUGUCAGUCUAAUCGUAGCUUUUUUGAGUGAAAAACACAACCGUGUCUAAGAGACAACUGUAUUUUACUCUCCAUACAUUUACAAUACAUUCUCACUAUUCAGCCUGUUUUACAUGUUGAAUUUAGAGUUUCUCGCUGCAGUGAGCACAAGUUAAACUCACUAACUGUGACAAAGAAUUUGGACCACAUGUGUAAUAAAUCACCGUGUUUAUUUAUAGACAUGUUAUGCACCUUUAAGACACAGUAGAUGAUUGCAAGGAAACAAGCUUGCCAAAUAAAAAAAAGGAUGUCAAAUGUUACAUAUUCAGGAUAUGGAUAUCAUUUCCGUGAUAUGCCCCUACAAAUUCAGACUGUAAGGGAGUAUUAUUCUAGAAUCAGUGUUCAAGGGCACCAUGCAUUCUUAAAGAUGUAAAUGGAAAAGAACAUCCUGAUCUUGGCAAGUGCAAAUCUCAAAUACCUUCCCAAAUACAUUUUCGGACACCAGAGAAAGUCUUACUUUAGAGUGAUUUUUCAGUUUGUAAUAACUGAAGAGCAAAAGAGUUGUUGAUUGUUUUCUUUCUUCUAUCUUUCUCUGAUAUAGUAUCACUGAAGUUUACUUUUUAGAUAAUUAUGGACUUUGUACUUUAUUAUUUUUAAUUAUGUACUUUGGAAAUGUUGUAACAGUAAUAAAAAUUUAAAUAUUAAAUGAAAUCUUUCACAUAACAUAAUCUAA